AUGGCAGAUCUAGGCUUAGACCAUCACCACACCUAUAAAUAUCCAUUCUCUUCAAUAUUAUUUUAUAAAACAAUUCUCUUUACCUUCUUUGUGUUCUUAACCUCUGCUUCUUCAUCUUCAUCUUCUACUUAUUAUUUGUCAAACGUAAUUGUGAAUUCAACAGCUGAGUUUAUUAACCAUACAGCAAUAUCCGAAUUUCGGAUACUGAACCGAAGAGUUUUAGCCAAAUGCCCCGACCCGAACCCGUAUCUCAGUAUAACUACAGCCUCAAAUUCAAGCCUUUCUGAUGAAGGCUUUGUUACAGUUCAUGUUUCUGGUGUUUUGCUUCCUUCAAAAGGCGAUUGGGUUGGAAUGAUCUCUCCUUCAUAUGCGGACGUAUCAAGUUGCCCUUUUAACGCCAUACAAUAUCAACAGACUGGUGAUCUCUCUCAACUUCCACUCCUUUGCCAUUAUCCUGUCAAGGCACAAUAUUUAAGCAAAGAUCCAGGUUAUCUAAGAUGCAAGAAGAAAGAGUGCAAGAAAUAUGUGAAGGGUUCUUGUGUUGAGAGAAGUUGUAGCGCCUCACUCUCAUUUCACGUUGUUAAUUUUAGGACUGAUAUUGAGUUUGUCCUCUUUGCUGGUGGAUUUGCCACACCUUGCAUACUCAAAAGAUCAAACAAAUUGAGUUUCACUAACCCUAAACAGCCUUUAAAUGGCCAUCUCUCAAGCAUGGACUCAACAGGAACUUCAUUGAGAGUAACAUGGGUUAGUGGGGAUAAAGCACCUCAACAGCUGCUGUAUGGAAAUGGAAACUCUGAAAUAUCAAAAGUUUCAACUUUUACCCAAAAAGACAUGUGCAGUGCUUUUCCAAAAAGUCCAGCCAAGGACUUUGGGUGGCAUGACCCAGGCUUUAUUCAUUCAGCAGUAAUGACAGGACUUAAUCCUUCAACCACAUACUCCUACACAUAUGGAAGUGAUUCAGCUGGUUGGAGUGGGAAAAUAAACUUCAAAACACCACCUGCUGGAGGAUCAGAUGAGGUUCGAUUUCUGGCAUAUGGAGAUAUGGGAAAGGCUCCUAGGGAUCCUUCUUCCGAACAUUAUAUUCAGCCAGGAUCUUUGGCGGUGACGAAGGCUAUGGCAGAUGAAAUAUCAUCGGGGAAUGUAGAUUCCAUAUUUCACAUAGGCGACAUAAGUUAUGCCACAGGAUUUCUCGUAGAGUGGGAUUACUUCCUUCAACUAAUCACUCCAAUUGCUUCUCAUGUUUCUUACAUGNAUAUAUAUAUAUAUAUUCAUUUCCAUCAGAGAUGCUUUUCCGAAAGUAAGGAUUAUGUAGGAACAGGAUCAGUGUAUGGAACACCAGAUUCAGGGGGAGAGUGUGGAGUGCCUUAUGAAACUUAUUUUCAAAUGCCAACUGCAGCAAAGGAUAAGCCAUGGUACUCCAUUGAACAAGGAAGUGUUCACUUCACAGUUAUUUCAACAGAGCAUAAUUGGUCUCACAACUCAGAGCAAUAUGAAUGGAUGAGGAAAGACAUGGCUUCAGUUAAUCGAUCAAGAACUCCUUGGCUAAUCUUUACUGGGCAUCGACCCAUGUAUUCGUCAGUUAAUGGGGUGUUUCUUAAAAGUGUUGAUGAUGAUUUUGUCAAAGCUGUUGAGCCUCUACUACUGGCAAACAAGGUUGAUCUAGCAUUAUGGGGACAUGUUCAUAAUUAUGAGAGGAGUUGUGCAGUAUAUCAGAAGGAAUGCAAAGCAUUGCCUACUAAAGGUGCAAGUGGAAUUGAUACUUAUGACAAUGCCAAUUAUACUGCACCAGUUCAUGCUGUUAUUGGAAUGGCUGGCUUUAGCUUGGACAAGUUCCCUUCUGAUGCUGAUAAGUGGAGUUUGAUAAGAAUAGCCAAAUUUGGAUACGUGCGAGUUCAUGCAACAACCAAAGCAUUGACAAUUGAAUAUGUAAAUGCAAAUACUAGAAAGUUGGAAGACAGUUUUCAAAUAACCAGAAGCUGAACAAACAAGAGAUGGAAAGAGAAUACAAUACACUAGCUAGUGCAGUAAAAUUAUGUUACACAAAGUAUAGGGAGAGUUUAUUCAAAUUCAUAUAAUACUGUCAUACAUACACAUUGACAGUUUUUUAUUCUCUUACAUUUAGCAACAAUAAUUGUCUCAAUAAUUUAAUUUUUAGCUUAUGCGCUAAUUAUUCUACUCCUUCUCGAUCGAGACCUUUCUUUAAUUUGUUGAUAUUCACUGGCUACAAUAUUUUAAUUGGGCUCGAGAACUCCCGUGUAAGUUGGGUGACACUAAAUUUGCU
Nicotiana tabacum (common tobacco) is the source of this 2281-nucleotide messenger RNA. NCBI's taxonomy places the organism in Eukaryota, Viridiplantae, Streptophyta, Magnoliopsida, Solanales, Solanaceae. The record is from RefSeq and is a predicted model, not a curated record.